This is a messenger RNA of Nerophis lumbriciformis (worm pipefish), 1272 nucleotides long. The record is from RefSeq and is a predicted model, not a curated record. NCBI's taxonomy places the organism in Eukaryota, Metazoa, Chordata, Actinopteri, Syngnathiformes, Syngnathidae.
AUGUCGUCUCCUUCGUCGUCGUCGCGGCGCCAGUGGUGCUACCUGUGCGACUUGCCUAAGAUGCCGUGGACAGUGGUGUGGGACUUUAGCGAGGUGGUGUGCCGCGGCUGCGUCAACUACGAGGGCGCCAACCAGAUCGAGUUCUUGAUAGCCAGCGCGCGGCAACUGAAGCGCAGCCACGGCAUUCAGGACGGGAACGUCCGCUCGCCCGGACCGGGACCUUCGCCUCACAAGCACGCCGUGCCUAGCCGCGGAGAGCCGGCGACGGACGGCGCUCGGUCGCAAGGUGAGCGCUUCGACCGCGGAGGCCGAGGAGAUGGCGGCGGCGUAUCCGCGGCUCGGGUGCCGCCCAACGGGCUGCACCGCGAGGGUCAACCGCCGCAAGAAGUCAACCGACAGAGUCCCAGCGGCAGCCGGAGACCCAUGAUCGGGGCGGCCAUACCCCCGAAUUUAGUGACUCAGAGCAUAGCCGGGAUCCCCCACGGGCUGCUGGCGGGCAUGCCGGCCGGCCUGACUGCCAGGACGGCCCCCAUGAGCGGCCCGAUGAUCUUCCCGGCGCCGGUGCUAGCCGAGAUGAACCGCCGCCAGCUGGGCAUCGGCAUGGGCAUCGCCCCCUUCAUCACACCGGAGCUCGAGCGGGAACUGAGCUCGUCCCAGCCCAAGUCGCAGUCCCAGGGUCACGCGGGAUCCAGCAAGAACGCCGGCUUGCCCUCCUCGUCGGCCUCAGUCAGUCAGACCAGCCCAAAGCCCGCGUCGUCGCCGGCCAGACAGCCGCGAGCCCCCGCCUCCCGCGCCGGGGGAGAGCCGCUGGCGUCCGGCGGGUCGUCAGAGGCUGCCACAGCCGCCGCGGCCGCGCUGCCCCACAGCGGAGCGUCCGAGAUGGGCUCGACGUCAGGCGGCAGCAGUGGUAGCAGCAGCCUGACCGGAAGCACCCUGUCCUGCACGCUUUGCCACGAGAGGCUGGAGGACACCCACUUCGUACAGUGUCCGUCCGUGCCGGGACACAGGUUCUGCUUCCCCUGCACCCGAGUGUACAUUCAGAGCCGGCGAGGUGACGGCGAGGUUUACUGCCCUAGCGGUGAUCGCUGCCCGCUGGACACGUCAGCCAACAGCCCCCCUUGGGCGUUCAUGCAGGGCGAGGUGUCUACCAUCCUGGGCACCGGCAUGGCGCCUGCCCCCUCCGCUGCCCCUCCCGGAGCCGGACCCGGCGGGGCCAACGGGUCUGCAGCGCAGAGCGUCGACGUCACCGUCAAGAAGGAGCGAGAGACGUGA